Molecule: messenger RNA, 3157 nt
Organism: Nematostella vectensis (starlet sea anemone)
Lineage: Eukaryota; Metazoa; Cnidaria; Anthozoa; Actiniaria; Edwardsiidae
Product: inhibitor of nuclear factor kappa-B kinase subunit beta
Exons: 28
Coding region: 184-2340 (718 amino acids)
Biological process (GO): peptidyl-serine phosphorylation; tumor necrosis factor-mediated signaling pathway; positive regulation of transcription by RNA polymerase II
Cellular component (GO): IkappaB kinase complex; cytoplasm
Molecular function (GO): protein binding; ATP binding; IkappaB kinase activity
Source: RefSeq, a predicted model, not a curated record
GGGUCACUUCCUGUUUAUUAGAACGAAGAGGGGGAACAACCUAAACCUACCCGAACGUCGUGUGUGAAAACUCAAAUUCAGCCAAAAUGUAAAAUUAUUUCCAAUUAAAAUAGCCGUGACUGGAACUGUGAUAUAAAAUACGCAAUGAGCUGAAACCAUAACAUAUUUGGACAUUGAUUCAGCAUGGAAUCAAACAAGCUACGGCAAUCUUCCCAAGACGGGUGGGUUGAGGAGAGGUGUGUUGGUACAGGGAGUUUCGGCACUGUCACACUCUGGGAAAACAAGAUUACAAAAGAACAAAUUGUUCUAAAGAAAUGUCGCCUGGAUUUGAGCCCAAGCAACAGAAAUCAGUGGCAAAAGGAAGUUGAGAUCAUGAAAGGUUUAGAUCACCCAAAUAUUGUCAAAGCCAUUGAUGUUCCUGCUGUGUUAGAUGUGAGGGAAGGUCAGUUGCCCUUGCUUGGCAUGGAGUACUGUGAGGGCGGCGACCUCAGAAAGGUUCUCAAUUCCCCAGAUAAUUGUGCAGGUUUGAAAGAAGCCUCUGUGUUGAGAGUAAUCACAGAUAUAGCCAAUGCAGUGCAGUUUCUUCAUUCAAAACGUAUCAUCCACCGAGACCUCAAGCCAGAGAAUAUUGUUAUCAACUUCAUUAAUGGGAAUGCAGUUUACAAACUAAUUGAUCUUGGUUAUGCCAAACAACUUGACCAGGGCAGCAUGGCAUCUACAUUUGUUGGAACAUUGAAAUACCUGGCCCCAGAGCUUCUAGCAGGAAAUGGAAGCUAUAGCAAGACUGUCGACUACUGGAGCCUUGGAACUGUGGUGUUUGAGUGCAUAACUGGCCGCCGCCCCUUUCCGGAUUUGUCACCUGUCCAGUGGCACAUGGAGAUCAGAGAAAAGUCAGCUCGGGAUAUUCACGCAUACUUUGAUGCUUCUGGUGAAUUAAAGUUCUCUGAACUAUUGCCUACUCCCAACUCUUUAACAAGUUUUUACCAAGAAAGGUACGUUUUCCUCUUACGACUUCUGCUGCUAUGGGAUGCCAAAGAGAGAGGCGGAAGGCAGCGUGAGGAUGGUGUACAGGACUGCUUCCAUGUUAUACAGGAGCUUGCUAAUGCUAAGGUUGUUCAUGUCUAUUGUGUUGCAAACAGUGUCAUAUUCUCAUAUGAAGUGGUAGCAGAGGAAACGGUUGGCUCUUUGAAACAAAAACUGCAGAAUGAUACAGAAAUCCCAAUUGACUCCCAGGAGUUACUUACUGCUUCAGGGGAAAUACAACUGGAUGACGCACCUACCUCAAAGCUCCUUGGGAAAACAUCCAAUGGUGAGCAGCAGUUGAUGUUCUUGUUCAUGCGAAAUGGAAAACCUCAGUCCCCUUAUCGGCCAAUCUUCAGUCUUUCACCAUCUGUACAAGCUAUAGUCACUGAGCCCAAAACGCUGCUUCUUUUCGAGGAACUCAAGAAGGCCCAGGGAGAGGCUUUGCAUUUCUGCCAAGAUCAGAAGGAGAACUUCCAGCAUCUUCUCCAAGCUCACCGUGCUGCAAUGAAACACGCGCUGAAGCUCAACGCACACCUCACAAAGCUGAGAAGCUCAUUGCAAAAUGACUUACUGCGCUUGCGCGAACGGGUUGCCUUUUUCAAAGAAAGUCUGUCUACAGAUUUGCAACAUUACAGUGAUGAAGCUUUACAUUUAAAAAGUGAUGGAGUGUUCCGGUCAUGGAAGGAAGCCGAACGAACCGUCGAGAGUUUCUCAACUGUUGAUAUUUCGACUAUCGAGAAUGACGUCACGAAAUUGCAAGGUCACGUGAUGGAGCUACAGAGACACUCGUACGCGCAUGCUCAGAUAGCUAUGGAUGACAUAUACCAAGACGCGGUUAAAGUGUACCAGUCUUUAAAACAAAAGAUCGCCAACAGUACAGUGUAUGACCAGCGAGUGGGGCACUGUUCCGAGAUGGCUCCCGUGGUCAGGCGUUGCCUAAUUACAAGAGAGAAACUUCUCAGGGAUGUGAAUACCCAUAUAAGCUGCAUUUUUCAAGUGACACAAAAUCUACAGACAUUAGUACCUCAAUUAGAAGAGAAGAGAGAGGAAAUAAACUACAGACAUCUAGAAAUAGCUAAGCUUCAAAGAAAAAGACAGGAGGACGUUUGGAGUCUUCGCAGCCAGACGAUGGAGGAUGAGAUUACCUUAUCUGAUCUACACAAAAGCGGCGAGGACACAGAACAUGUUAUAGACCAGAGCUAUCACGCGAUGAACAGCUUUGCUCAAGCCAUGACCUCAGUCAAGGAGGAGCAAAACACAAUUACUCAGUCUUUGGAUUGGAGCUUUCUGGAGGACGAUGACCACACCAACAGUUGAUUUUCAGAGAAGUGCGCGAAGCCUGAUAGCAGUACCACAAGGAAGGGAGUCAGGCCCGUCGGAGAAUAGGAAUAGAAAUCGCGGUCGAUUUUUUCAAAUGUACAUAGCAUACCUGCCAACCCCUAGACUUAAAAAAACGGGAGGGGAACAGGAACGGGAUAUAUUCAAUCGAUAUAACGACUGUACAAUCUCAGUUAAUAUCUAUUAUCCCCUAAGCUUACAAGUUUGAAAUGAACGCCCCUCUCUAAAAACGCCCCCUCUAUUUAACGCCCCCCUACCCUCCCUCCCAGGUUAAAAACAAACCGCAUAGUAGUUUGGCUUCUACUGGGUGAGACUUGCUUAAUGUCAAGAAAUACUUGCUAUGCAGGCUUACGUAAUCCUGACUGAGACAAGAACUCCACCGCACUUGGGUUUGUUAUAUUUUCAUAGUUUGUAAAGAACGCCGCUCUCUAAUAAACGCCUCCUAUCUAUUAAACGCCCCGCCUCGGACCGUCGAAAUUUAAUAAUCGUCCCGGGCGUUUAUUAGAUCAUUUACGGUAUAUGUACACAUUUUCAUAAAACCCAAAUAAUCGUGAUUGUGGACCAGAAAAAUGAAUACAAUACACCAAAAACUGGAAUUCGAACUCUGCCAAAUUUUCGUCUUUAGUAAGACUUCCUUAGGGCAUACUUAAGACUUGAGUCUGCCCUGAAGAAGUCUUAUAAAAGUCUUAUUAAAGAAGAAAAUUUGGCAGAGUCGAAUUCCAGUUUUUGGUAUUGUACACAUUUUCAUAAAUGCACCAAUUUGUUUCCUAAUUAAAAUCGAACUGUUUUGCUCUGU